Messenger RNA from Dictyostelium discoideum AX4, 237 nucleotides. RefSeq lists its product as hypothetical. The coding region runs from base 1 to 237 and encodes 78 amino acids. NCBI's taxonomy places the organism in Eukaryota, Evosea, Eumycetozoa, Dictyosteliales, Dictyosteliaceae. The record is from RefSeq and is a predicted model, not a curated record. The transcript has 2 exons.
AUGACAAUAUUAAAAUCAAUUGAAAAUAUAAUGGUAAAUAGAAAUUCAACAAACAAACUAAUGAAUAAUUUUACAAAUAAUUCAAAUUAUAAUAAUAAUUCAAAUGAUUUUAUUAAUGGAUAUAUUGAUAAUAAUAAACCUUUACAAACAAUACAUGGAAAUUCAUUCGUAACAGCGAUUAUGUCUCCAAAUAAAUGCCAUUAUCCACUUUUUAAUAAAUGUCCUGAAAAAUUUUAA